AUGCCACCGAGUGUCAACAGGCAACAAAGUCAAGCAUUAAGUGAAGGCCUGGGUAAACGAUCCGAUGCAGGCGGUCAGACAGAUACCAGUUACACAAAGCCCAAGACCUAUGCUCAGAAGGUGAACUAUGGCCUCUGGGAGAACUCCAUUGGACCAGGCUGGCAGAAAUACCGCAAGUCGUUCAAGAUUUUCCCAUACGUCGUCUUCAAGGAUCCGAAGAUAGAACGCCUAUAUGCUCAGUAUGUUAAAGAGACAUACCAACUGAGAAACAUCAUCGCGGGACUGAGUAGUAUUAGUAAGGGUCAUUGUCAUGUAUCAGAUCCCGUGUGUUUAACCCCGUGUGUUUACCCCCGUGUGUUUAAUCCCGUGUGUUUAACCCCGUGUGUUUAA
Gregarina niphandrodes is the source of this 390-nucleotide messenger RNA. RefSeq lists its product as hypothetical. The record is from RefSeq and is a predicted model, not a curated record. The transcript has a single exon. Bases 1 to 390 code for a protein of 129 amino acids. Lineage: Eukaryota; Apicomplexa; Conoidasida; Eugregarinorida; Gregarinidae.